UCUUUUUUUUGUUUCUCUUCCCCUUCGUUUUUCCUCUUCCUUCCUUUUUCCCCCCUUAUUCCGUCAUUUUUUUUUAUUUUUUUACUUCUUUCAUUUUCUCCUUUCCUUUCUUAUCUUUAAUAUUCCCAGUUCCAUCUUGAAAGAAAUGUCAGCUUCUCAAAGGUCCAUAGAAAGUGGUUACUUUUGGCUUGCAGCUUAUUUUGUAUUGAAUCUAUCUUUGACACUUUACAAUAAAGCCAUCUUGUUGGAUUUUAGAUAUCCUUGGAGUCUUACAGCUAUUCAUACUCUUUGUGGUUCCAUUGGUUGUUAUAUUCUUUAUAUCCUUGGUGUAUUUACUCCUGCAAAACUUAACGACAAUGAAAAUAUGGUUAUGUUGAUGUUCUCUGUCCUUUAUACUAUUAAUAUAGCUAUCAGUAAUGUAUCUUUGAGUUUGGUAUCAGUGGCUUUCCAUCAAGUGAUUCGGGCCAUGACACCAGUAUUUACAGUGAUUAUUUCGAUUGUAUUCCUUCAAAAGUCUUAUUCUAAAAUGAUUUAUCUAUCAUUACUUCCCGUGGUACUAGGUGUUGCAUUUGCUACUAUUGGUGAAUAUGAUUAUACUGUUAUUGGAUUCUUAUUAACUGUAUUAGGAACAGUACUUGCAGCUGUUAAAACCAUUGUUACCAAUCGAGUUCAAGUAGGACGAUUGAAACUUCAUCCAUUGGAUCUAUUACUUCGUAUGUCACCACUUGCCUUCGUUCAAUGUGUAUUUUACGCUUAUGUUACUGGAGAAUUGGAAAGAGUUAGGGAAUUCUCAUCUACCAACAUGACAUAUCAUCUUGCCUCUGGAUUAUUGAUCAAUGGUAUCUUAGCUUUUGCUCUCAAUAUUGUUAGUUUUACUGCCAACAAGAAAACAAGUGCUUUGACCAUGACAGUAGCAGGUAAUGUGAAGCAAGUGUUAUCUAUCAUUCUUGCUGUUAUUAUUUUCAAUUUGAAUAUCAAUAUGACAAACGCUUUUGGUAUUGCUUUAACAUUAUUUGGUGGUGCUUGGUAUGGGAACGUGGAAAUGUCAGAAAAGGCAAAAGCCAACGCUACUAUCUUACCUACUAGUCGGUCAACAACCUCCGAUCAACCAUCCAGUACCGAAAAAAUAUCAGAUCGACCUUAGUCUCUUGUAUACACAUCUUUAUAUACAUAUUAUAUAUAUAUUUAUCUUAUUAUUUUACCUCU
Molecule: messenger RNA, 1206 nt
Organism: Halteromyces radiatus
Lineage: Eukaryota; Fungi; Mucoromycota; Mucoromycetes; Mucorales; Cunninghamellaceae
Product: triose-phosphate transporter family-domain-containing protein
Exons: 6
Coding region: 146-1144 (332 amino acids)
Cellular component (GO): Golgi apparatus
Molecular function (GO): antiporter activity
Source: RefSeq, a predicted model, not a curated record